AUGGCGACUGCUGAACCGGAAGCUUCAACAAAUCCAUCAAAUUCAGAAGAAAAAAACGAGGAAAAUGAGCAAGAGAUCGUGAGUCUUGAAGAUUACAUUAAACAUCCACUGCAGAACAGAUGGGCUCUUUGGUUCUUUAAAAAUGACAAAAGCAAAACAUGGCAAGCUAAUCUCCGUCUCAUCUCAAAGUUUGACACAGUGGAGGACUUCUGGGCGUUAUACAAUCACAUUCAGUUAUCAAGUAACUUAAUGUCAGGAUGUGAUUACUCCCUUUUCAAGGAUGGCAUUGAGCCCAUGUGGGAAGAUGAGCGAAACAAGCGGGGUGGCCGCUGGCUGAUCACCCUCUCCAAACAGCAGCGCAGAGCUGACCUGGACCGCUUCUGGCUGGAAACACUUUUGUGCCUUGUUGGAGAAGCGUUUGAUGACCACAGUGAUGAUGUCUGUGGUGCUGUCGUUAACAUCCGAACAAAGGGAGACAAAAUCGCAAUAUGGACGACAGACUACGAGAACAAAGAUGCCAUCGUACACAUAGGGCGUGUGUACAAAGAAAGAUUAGGUGUGCCACCAAAGGUCAUCAUUGGAUACCAGUCACAUGCGGACACGGCCACCAAAAGCGGUUCCACCACCAAGAACAAGUUUGUUGUUUAAGGAGCCUUUUAAACAAUGCUGCAUCAACAGUCUGAAUCUAUAUCAAAUCCAGAUCUUCAUCAACAGUGACAUAUAAACAGACAAGCAGGAUCUGACCUUUCCACAGGAUUCUGUGAGGGAAACACUAGGAAAUUAAAGGCCUUGAGAUUUGAAGAUUAUUCAGAGGAAUAUCGUAUUUACAAAACUGUACAGUGUAUAAAAAACAAAGCCACGUUCUUUUUUUAAUUGUCAACGUACUAUUAACGAAUCUUUUUUGCUAGUGGGGAUUGGGGGAGUGCGUUCGAUUCAAUUUAUGAAUGUUUUUCUUUCAUAUUCCGUUUGACUUUUUUAUGUUGUGUUGCAGUUAUUAAAUCUUAAGUGUAAUUUAUUUAUUUUUUUACUCGGUGCACUAAUUUCUGCUUUGGAUUUAGUGUUUAAGUGAUUUCGACAGUAACCUGAUCAUGCUAUUUCUAAUCACACUAUCUCGUAUUGCAGCUUGAGAAUGUCAAAGGUUGGCUCUGUUGCAAAGACUGUUGUAUAAAUGUGUAUUUUUGCAGUCUUGUUCCACAUUCCUCAUGUCGAGUGUUUAAGGCAGUAUUGAGACAACGGAUCUCCUUUUUACGCAAAGUAGCUGGAUUUCUUUGUAAUACGAAACAUAACUCCUUUCUUGAACAUGGGUGCUUAUGAAAAUGUACGGAAAAAAACUGACUGUAAAUAAAUUGUACAGUGCAUUGUCUAUAACUAGUAAGAGCCUCUGAAAUGCUUAUGUUUAUGAUAAAUAAAUAAUCCUCUCUG
Messenger RNA from Danio rerio (zebrafish), 1422 nucleotides. It is a transcript of the gene eif4ea, whose product is annotated as eukaryotic translation initiation factor 4ea. Gene Ontology annotation, molecular function: translation initiation factor activity; RNA binding. Gene Ontology annotation, cellular component: nucleus; cytoplasm. Gene Ontology annotation, biological process: translational initiation. The record is from RefSeq and is marked provisional. NCBI's taxonomy places the organism in Eukaryota, Metazoa, Chordata, Actinopteri, Cypriniformes, Danionidae.